This is a messenger RNA of Xyrauchen texanus (razorback sucker), 6562 nucleotides long. RefSeq names its product inositol-trisphosphate 3-kinase A-like. Lineage: Eukaryota; Metazoa; Chordata; Actinopteri; Cypriniformes; Catostomidae. Gene Ontology annotation, biological process: inositol phosphate biosynthetic process. Gene Ontology annotation, molecular function: inositol-1,4,5-trisphosphate 3-kinase activity; inositol tetrakisphosphate kinase activity. Gene Ontology annotation, cellular component: nucleus; cytoplasm. The record is from RefSeq and is a predicted model, not a curated record.
AAGUGAAUGGUGUCCAGAACUUUGAAGCUCCAAAAAAGCAUAGAAACUCACCAUAAAAGCAAUCCAUACAACUACAGUGGUUAAAUCCAUGUCUUCUGAAGUUAUAUGAUAGAUUUGAAUGAGAAGCUUGUACUAUAAAUCUCCAAUUUUACUUUCACUUUCACAUUCUUUGUGCAUAUCGUCACCUAGUGGUCGGGGCUGGUCAAAGGUGGACAUUUCUAGUAAAAAGGACUUAAAGGAAUAGUUCACUCUAAAAUUACAAUUAUCUAAUCAUUUACUCACCAUCAUGUUAUCCCAGGUGUGUAUGACUUUCAUUCUUCACCAGAACACAUUUGAAGAAAAUAGAACAAUAUCUCAGCUCAGUAGGUCCUUAAAAUGCAAGUAGAUGGGAUCAGACCUUUAAAGCUCCAAAAAUCACUGACAAUCAGCAUAAACCUAAUCCAUAUGACUCCAGUUGUAAAACUAAUGAAACGAUCGAUUUUGGUGCUAAAAAGUUCAAUAAUUAAGUACAUAUUUUAAAUCAUGGUUUCUGGACUGUUUCUCACCCACACUUAUUUUAUCGAUUCUGAAGAUAUGGAUUUUAUCACUGGAGUCUUAUGGAUAACUUUUAUGCUGCCACUAUGUGCUUUUUGAAGAUCCGUAUAACUACAGAGCUGAAGUGUUUUAAAAAAUAAAUCUUAAUUUCAUCACAAAUAGUCAUACACCUCUGUGAUGGCAUGAGGGUGAGUAAAUGAUAUGAGAAUUUUGGAUGGACUAUCCCCUUGUUUUGAACCCAGAACAUUCCUUAAAAAUGAUCAUUAUAGCCUAUGUAUUUUUAUAAUCUAUUUUUAAAUCCAUAAUUUGCCUAACUUUGUUGGUUUAAUGUUCUCUUAUCAUUUUAAUUUAACAUAUUGUGACGUCUGUAAUGUGUACAAAUAAUUGUAGUCUAUUAAACAAUGCUUUUAUAAUAUUGUUUCAGUGAUAGAAAUGACUUUGUACAAAUUGCACGAAAUGAUAGUAAUUAAGAUACCUUUAGAUAACUUUCACUUUAGGAACAAUUUUAAGAGCCCACAUUCGUUAACCUGUAAUUUUCAUAAAAACUCUCUUCAGGUUCCAACGUUUGACGAAGUGAAGGUUUACCUAUCGACACAACACAAUAAACACACGCACGGUACUACACUGAAUAAGGAAAUAAGAUAUCAAGCAAAAGUCAAACAAAUUAAAAGUCAGGAAGAGCGGUGAAACGUUGAAAUGCGGAAGAUCUUUGUUCACAGCAGCAGUACUACACCGAGCCGAGGUGUUUACAGGGGUUCCCCACACACCGACUUACACUGGGCACUAAACCAUCUGGAUGCAGAUCAUGUGUUACGUAACUUACUGGAAAUAAAUGCACUGAAGUGAAACUCAAUCAACUUUGCUUGGCGAUAAACACGGAUUCAAUUUGGGGGCCCCCACUGUCGCAGCUCGUGGACCCUGGGACUGGGGGAAUAAACCCAAGCCAAACCUCGGCUCGAUGCCCAAAGAGAGGCGGAGGUCACUCCGAGAGGCGGUGUUCCCCCGUUUGUCUCCUAUUUGCGACGGAUCAGAAGGAGGAGGAGGAGGAGGAGAACGCGCAAGAAACUUUUCAUCCACAGAGAUUUGUGAUGAUCCAACACAGAUGGCGGAACAGUACAGUAGGCAAGCAGGCUUUCUCCCCGACAGUAGUCCGAUGCGAGGGUGCUUCGUGCCGCAGGUGACCAUCACCUCUGACGGGGACUCGCGGGAGAUCACGCAGGAGGAUCUGGAGGAGGAGGAAGUGAACGGACGGCUGCGCCGCAAACUCUCCAACUCAUCCCUCUCUUCCAAUGGCUCUUCCACGGCGUUUGACGAGUCGGAGGAUGACAUCCUCAGUGACAACGAGAGCAAGAGCAAAGGCAUUGUGACUCUGGAGCAUUUGGGGGACUCGGUAGACACAGGAGAGCAAACCAAUGCUUGGUGGAAACUGAAAACUAUUGUCCAUUGUCCUUUGGUAGCCUCACAACGAAAACGACUUUCCUGGGUUCAGUUAGCAGGCCAUAAAGGCAGCUUCAAAGCAGGAGAUAAGGGCUCCAUAUUGAAGAAGUUCUCAGAGAAUGAGAAGCAGUGUUUUGAGAGGCUGAAAGAGGAUGCUUUAAAUUCCUUCGUGCCAGUCUACAAUGGAGUGGUAGAGAGAGAUGGAGAACUCUUUCUGAAAAUGAAAGACCUAUUGGCCAGUUUUGAUACUCCAAAUGUCAUGGACUGCAAAAUGGGAGUGAGGACGUAUCUGGAGGACGAGCUAGUGCGGGCGAGGGUCAAGCCUAAGCUACGCAGAGACUUAUAUAAAAAGAUGCUGGAGGUGGACAGUGAGGCUCCUACAACUGAGGAACAGAAGCAACAGGCUGUUACUAAACCACGCUACAUGCAGUGGAGGGAAAGUCUUAGCUCUACUAACAAUCUGGGCUUCCGCAUCGAGGGUAUCAAGAGUGGUGAAACCUGCAACACAGACUUUAAAAGGACCCGCUCAAUGGAGGACAUCACUCAGGUCUUCAAGGAUUUUGUUGGAGGCAACAAAAACAUAAUUAACUCCUAUAUAACAAGGCUUAAGGAUAUUAAACAUGUUCUGAUGACUUCAGAGUUCUUCAAGAAACACGAGGUCAUUGGGAGUUCACUUCUCUUCAUUCACAAUCACACAGAGAGAGCUGAAAUCUGGCUCAUUGACUUUGGGAAGACAACACCUCUUCCGGAUGGACAGAGCGUGGAUCACUACAGACCCUGGGAAGAGGGCAACCGAGAGGAUGGAUACCUAUUGGGCCUUGACAACCUGCUGCAGACCCUUACCUCACUUGCCAGGGAGUGACCUUUUGACUUCUUUUUGAGAACUUUUUUUUGUGAGUGACAGCAACGGGAUGGAUGCUGAUAGACAAUACAUUUUUUGCAGUGCAUUAUAGGGAGGCUACCGGUGAAAUAAUUAAUUACUUUACAGUAUUAAGCUGUAAAAGCAUCCCAUUGUCAGACCAGUUUUAAAUUUUUUUUUAUUUCAAACUGAUCUUUGAUUUAAUGUCUGUCAUUAUGCAUCAUACAGUUCCUCCUCCCCAAGACCCUUUGUGUUGUGUGUAUUUUAUGUACAUACUGGCACCUAUCAUAAUCAGUUGUUUUAUAUAUGUAUAUGUAGGGUUGAAUUCAGAAUCUUACAUACACAUUGGUUGAAGUCAUUAAAACCAAUAUUUUAACCACUCCACAGAUUUUAUAUUAGCAAUCUAUAGUUUUGGCAACUUUUGUGCAUGAUACAAGUCAUUUUUCCAACAAUUAUUUACAGACAGAUUGUUUCACUGUCAAUUGACUAUCACACAAUUACAGUGGAUCAGAAGUUUACAUUCACUAAGUUAACUGUGCAUUUAAUCCAGAACAGAUUGUCAAGCCUUUGGCAAUUAGCCAAUUAGCUUAUGAUAGGCUAAUUGGAGUCAAUUGGAGGUGUACGUGUGGAUGUAUUUUAAGGCCUAUCUACAAACUCAGCGCCUCUUUGAUUGACAUCAUGGGAAAAUCUAAAGAAAUCAGCCAAGACCUCAGAAAAAAGGUAUGGUUAAUCCUUUGGAACAAUUUCCAAACACCUAAAGGUGCCUCGUUCAUCUGUACAAACAAUAGUACUCAAGCAUAAACCCCAUGGGACAACACAGCCAUCAUACCACUCAGGAUGGAGACGCAUUCUGCCUCCUAGAGAUCAACGUAGUUUGGUGCGAAAAGUGUAAAUCAAUCCCAGGGUAACAGCAAAUGACCUUGUAAAGAUGCUGGAGGAAACAGAUAGACAAGUAUCUAUAUCCACAGUAAAACGAGUCCUAUAUCGACAUAAACUGAAAGGCUGCUCUGCAAGGAAGAAACCAUAGAAUAGCCAGACUACAGUUUGCAAGUGCACAUGGGGACAAAGAUCUUACUUUUUGGAGAAAUGUCCUCUGGUCUGAUGAAACAAAAAUUUAGCAGUUUGGCCAAUGCUGCAGGAGGGACAGAUGCACUUCACAAAAUAGAUGGCAUCAUGAGGAAGGAGAAUUAUAUUGAAUCAAAAUCUCAAGACAUCAGCCAGGAAGUUAAAGCUCGGUCACAAAUGGGUCUUCCAAAUGGACAUUGACCCCAAGCAUACCUCCAAAGUUGUGGCAAAAUGGCUUACGGACACCAAAGUCAAGGUAUUGGAGUGGCCAUCACAAAGCCCUGACCACAAUCCGAUAGAAAAUUACACCAGUUCUGUCUGGAGGAAUGGGACACAAUUCCAACAACUUAUUGUAAGAGGUUUGUGGAAGGCUACCCAAAACAUUUGACCCAAGUUAAACAAUUUAAAGGUAAUGCUACCAAAUACUAACAAAGUAUAUGUAAACCUCUGACCCACUGGGAAUGUGAUGAAAUUAAAGCUGAAAUACAUAAUUCUCUCUACUAUUAUUCUGAUGUUUCACAUUAUUAAAAUAGUGAUCCUAACUGACCUAAGACGGGGAAUAUUUUCUACGAUUAAAUGUCAGGAAUUGUGAAAAACUGAGUUUAAAUGUACUUGGCUAUGGUGUAUGUAAACUUCUGACUUCAAAUGUAUUUAUAUAUAUUUGUGACGAGGAGGAGGAGAGCGUGGCCAGGCCACGCACUUAAUCAGCUGAUCAGUGGGAGAGCGAAAUAAAGUGGGGCCGGAGGCGCCACUUCGAGAGAGAGAUAUGCAUAUGUGUCUGUGUUUGUCUAUGUUUGUUUUUAGUUAAGUUUCUGAUUAAACUUUACGUUGACUGUUCAGCUGGUUCCCGCCUCCUCCUUGCCCACCUUUACCUGUUACAAUAUUAUUUCUGCACAUUUCAUAAAGGAUAAACUCGCAUUAAUAUUUGGUUGUUAGCAACAUUGCUACAUGUCUAGGACCAACAAACACUAGUCAAACAAUAGACCUUAUUCACGCUUGCUCCAUCUUUAAUUUUUAAUAGGAAUGACUUUGAGGCUGUGAAGGAAAGACUUACAGUCUCUUCAAUGGGCUUUACUGCAGUUUAAAUAAUUUUUGGAUCGUUCCGCAGACAAAACAUCGAUAAAAUGUCUGUCCAAGAACAAUCAGUAUACAAAGAACUCCAGACAACAUGAGUUGUGGAAAAUCAGAUGUGAUCUAGGAGCUUUAAACAACUUUAUAUAGUUUGUGCCAUUGUAGAGAUGGUAAGUCUAUCGUCACAGCCUCGUUGUCAUUCCCAUUAAAAAACAAAGACGAUGGUAGCAUGAAUAAUGUCUGUUGACAUUGCACAACUGAAUAUUUUCUAAACUUGUGCCAUUAAACUAAUGUGUAGAACCAUUAUGCAACAAUUAUAGGGUUACCUUUUAAAGUCUAUGCCAUUAAAUUAAUAUUUCACCUAAAAAUGAAAAUUCAUCUUUAAUUUACCCUCAUGCCAUCCCAGAUGUGUAUGACUUUCUUUCUUCUGUAGAACACAGACAAAGCUCUGUAGGUCCAUACAAUGCAAAUGAGUGCCAAAAUUAUGAAUCUCCAAAAUGCACAAAGUCAGCAUAAAAGUAAUCCAUAAAAUUCCAGUGGUUAAAUCCAUAUCUUCUGAAGAGAUAUGAUAUGUGUGGGUGAGAAACAGUUCAAUAUUUAAGUAUGUUUUUACCAUACAUUCUCCUCCCUGCCCAGUAGGGGGUGAUAUGCAUGAAGAAUGUGAAUUGCCAAAAACAAAAGAAGAAGGAAUUAAAUAUUAAACUGUUUCUCACCCACACCUGUCAUAUCACUUCAGAGUAUAUGGAUUUAACUAAUGGAACUUUAUAGACAGUUACUGUGUUUAUGCGCAUUUUAGAGCUUCAAAAUGUUGGCACACAUUCACUUGCAUUGUGAGGACCAACAGAGCUGAAAUAUUCUUCUAAAAAUCUUUGUUUGUAUUCAGUAGAAGAAAGAAAGUCAUACACAUCUGGUAUGGCAUGAGGAUGAGUAAAUUAUGAGAGAAUUUUUAUUUUUUGGGGAACUAUCCCUUUAAAUUCUGUCAUCAUUUACUAACAUUGUUCCAAACCAGUAUGAUUUACUUUCUUUCAUGGAACACAAAAGGAGGUGUUAGGCAGUAUGUUAGGGACUCAUAGACAAUUCACCAUUUUCUUUUGUUGCAUAUGUUUCUGUACAAUUAAAGUUAAUGGUGACUGAGUCUGUCCAUCCCUAACAUUCUGCCUAACACAGAAGAAUGUAACGAGUUUGGGCAAGAUGAGAGUGUGAAUGAUGGUAGACUUGUAUAUAGAAUACAUUAUUUGGGCGAACUAUCCAUCUUGUGUGCUAAGUGGUACAUGUACGCAAAGAUACAGUGUGAAUAAUGCACUCGUGUAUUUCUAGUAAUGUUUGGGAAUAUUUUGUUCUUUGACCGCAGUGAUCAAUCAAAGGUGGUGUUAUAGAUUAUUCUUUUGAUGUUUGCAGGGACAUAUUUUAUUGGUGUUAUUUUGAAGGAUCUGCGUUGCAAUUUUCCAUACCUGCACAUCACUUCAAGUGUUUUCAUUAUGGAUCAGACCAACUUAACCUUGUGACACUAUUUUGUUUUUUGGGGCAGGUGAGGUUUGUUACAGUGUUCCCUGUGCAGUAUGUUUAUUGCAAAUAAAACAUCAGCUCAAAUAAUUC